This is a messenger RNA of Otolemur garnettii (small-eared galago), 2456 nucleotides long. It is a transcript of the gene GLUL, whose product is annotated as glutamate-ammonia ligase. Gene Ontology annotation, cellular component: cytoplasm. The transcript has 5 exons. The record is from RefSeq and is a predicted model, not a curated record. Gene Ontology annotation, molecular function: glutamine synthetase activity. NCBI's taxonomy places the organism in Eukaryota, Metazoa, Chordata, Mammalia, Primates, Galagidae. The coding region runs from base 217 to 954 and encodes 245 amino acids.
AGCUGAUCUGCCCGGGCUCCCGGCCGCUGGGAACCAAUCAGGGCGCCGGGGGCGGCCCCGGGCCGCAGAUAAAGGGUGUGGGACAGCUGCCACUCUGCAGAGUCGAGGAUGGGAGAAGAGUAAGGCUUUUGAACGGCAUAUCGGCCUCCUCUCCUCACCUCGCUCUCGCGAUCUGCCCGCCCGCCAGUCUGCUCACCGCCCAGAACAUCUUCCACCAUGGCCACCUCAGCAAGUUCCCACUUAAACAAAGGCAUCAAGCAGGUGUAUAUGGCCCUGCCUCAGGGCGAGAAAGUCCAAGCCAUGUAUAUCUGGAUCGAUGGUACUGGAGAAGGUCUACGCUGCAAGACCCGCACCCUGGACUGUGAGCCCAAGUGUGUAGAAGAGUUACCUGAGUGGAAUUUUGAUGGCUCUAGUACUUUACAGUCUGAAGGCUCCAACAGUGACAUGUAUCUCGUGCCUGCCGCCAUGUUCCGGGACCCCUUCCGCAAGGACCCCAACAAGCUGGUGUUCUGUGAAGUUUUCAAGUAUAAUCGAAAGCCUGCGGAGACCAAUUUGAGGCACACCUGUAAGCGGAUAAUGGACAUGGUGAGCACCCAGCACCCCUGGUUUGGAAUGGAGCAGGAAUACACACUGAUGUAUAUUGAGGAGGCCAUUGAGAAACUAAGCAAGCGGCACCAGUACCACAUUCGCGCCUACGAUCCCAAGGGGGGCCUGGACAAUGCCCGGCGCCCAACUGGAUUCCACGAAACCUCCAACAUCAACGACUUUUCCGCUGGUGUAGCCAACCGUAGUGCCAGCAUCCGCAUUCCCCGGACUGUUGGCCAGGAGAAGAAGGGCUACUUUGAAGACCGUCGUCCCUCUGCCAACUGUGACCCCUUCUCGGUGACGGAAGCCCUCAUCCGCACGUGUCUUCUCAAUGAAACUGGCGACGAGCCCUUCCAGUACAAAAACUAAAUGGACUAGACUUCCAGCUAUUGAGCCCCUUCUGGUUCUUCAUCCCACUCCAAAUCCCCCCCGCCCCCAAUUGUCCCAAUUGUAACUCAAAAGGGUGGAAUAUCAAGGUCUUUUUUUUAUUCCUCAUGCCCAGUUAAUCUUGUUUUCUUUGGCCAAGAUGGAGGGGUCAAGUUCUUAAUCUCUUUGCACCCACCCUCUUUUUUUCUCUCCUAUCACUGAAGCUUUCUAGUGCGCUAGUGGGCAGGGAGGGGCAUAACCACUACUUCCACUUAAUGGGGUGAGCUUGUCCAGUAGGCAUAGCUAUCCGGGCGGAGCACAUCUGCUGGAGGGAGAGGACUUUUUCUUCAGGUUAGCUGAAAAGGGAAGACCUGACUUACUCUAGGUUAGGACUUCCCUUGGUGGAAAGUUGGAAGAGAUUAUAACCAACAUUCUACUGUAAGUGGGAAUUAGAGAAAAUAGAGGUUGGAGAUCAGGGAGGGAAAUGCCCUCAUCUCAGGCCACACUUCCCUUGCUUGGGGCUAAAUGCCCUCCCCUCAGCAAAGAGCUCAGAGUAAACUGAUGGAUAUCCCUACCUUAAAAGAAGAAAAGGGUCUUAUUGCUUUGUCCUCCUUUAUAACAAAAAGCAGAGUAGUAUUUUUAUAUUUAAAUGUAAAAACAAAAAAAUUAUAUAUAUGGGUGUGGAUUGUGUUUCGAAAGGUGAAAACCAUCUGGGUCACAGGGAGCCAAAGUAAAGAAAGAGAAGUAUCUCCUUUUGAGGAGGAGGUGGGGGAAGUGGUGCUUAGAAAGUUGGUAAUUGGGGGUUAAUUCCUCAUUACCAUUUCAGGGUCUCUGCCCUGCCCACCCUCCAGAGGAAGUGGGCGCUAGUGAAUUGACAGGUGGAUGCAGGCUAACUAGCAGUCACUUGAUGGCCAUGGCUCUGUUUCACAAGAUACAUGUACUUGUCCACACACUUUUAGAAAUGAGUUGGCUGGUCAACUUGAGCAUGUUACCGACAGAGGGGAUAUACACAUAUUAGGGUUAUUUUCUGGUGGGAAUAGCAUGUCACUAAAGCAGGCCUUUUGAUAUAUUAAAAAAUUUUUAAGCGCAAAAUAGAAGUUUAGAUUUUAAUCAAAUUUGUAGGGUUUCUAAGUAAUUUUACAUAAUUGCUUAUUUGCUUCAACUGUGUCCUUUACCCUCUGCACUUGGAGGAGACAGAGACAGGGCUGGUGGCAAAAACACUUGUGAUUUUGUAUCCUGUUGUCUUCUCCCAAAAUACUCUUUUCCUGUGUUAAGGUUGCUGAGGAGUUAUCUUUUUCUUUUAUAAUAAAAAACCUACCUUGAUCCUGACAUUUCCCCUCCUGUUCUCUGGUGGUUUUUUGUUUUGGCUGCAGCAGACCAGCUGUGGUUCUCUUGCUGUGAUGAGUUCUGAUUGCCAUCUACAGUAUGUUCAGAGUUAGAUAACUCCUCACUGUAAACAAACUGUAACUGCCCAGAGCAGCUCUUAUAAAUCAGCCUAACAUUUA